Messenger RNA from Stylonychia lemnae, 540 nucleotides. The record is from the annotation of a GenBank genome assembly. Lineage: Eukaryota; Ciliophora; Spirotrichea; Sporadotrichida; Oxytrichidae.
AUGGGUAAAAAGCAAUUGAUUGAGGAGAUAAUCUCAGAAGAUGAAUUUGACGGCAACUUCGACGAUGAAAGUGGAGAUGAUGCUCCAGUCAUUCUCAAUAAGAAGGAAGCUCAAGCUAAAUUUGACAAGGUACCCUUAAAAGAGAUGAAAGAGAAGAAGUAAAAGUCAAUUAAGAAGGAGAAAGUCAGGCACUAAAAAGAAGUAGCAAUUAGAGGUGCUGAUAUAUUCGCUUAAGAACUUCCGAUGGAAGUAGUCUAGGACAUCAAGCAAAAAUAAGAGGUGAAGUAAAAGCAACAGAAAGAUCAGGAAAUUAUUGAUAGUAAAAGAAAGACUCUAGACAAGCGCAAUAAAAAAGUUGAGAAGAAAUAGUAGAAAAAUCCUAAGCAUAUUAUAUUCCAAAAUAAAAAGACUGGAAAGUAAUACAUGCUGUCAAAUAAAGAAACUAUGGAGAAAAUAGACCCAGUUGAUCAAAAGACUUCUAGUUUCCUCCAGAAUCAUAUGAAUAGACUAAAAAGAGUACCCCUAGGUUCCAUUAUCUGA